This is a messenger RNA of Photinus pyralis (common eastern firefly), 1907 nucleotides long. Its product is annotated as xylulose kinase-like. Lineage: Eukaryota; Metazoa; Arthropoda; Insecta; Coleoptera; Lampyridae. Gene Ontology annotation, cellular component: cytosol. Bases 207 to 1802 code for a protein of 531 amino acids. Gene Ontology annotation, biological process: xylulose metabolic process; D-xylose metabolic process. Gene Ontology annotation, molecular function: D-xylulokinase activity. The transcript has 10 exons. The record is from RefSeq and is a predicted model, not a curated record.
UUAGAUUAGCAAGAUAAAGCGUAUUUUCCCAACACACGUAUUUCUCAAGCUGGUGUUGAAGACCUCAGCAAUCGUAGUAAUGCUCAAGAAAAAACUACGAUAAUGGGAAGUAUCUUGACCCUCGAACAAGGUCGAGUUAAUAUCCUAGACCGGUACGCCCAGCUGCAGUAGUUGUAUAAAACAACUGGAAGUUCAAUGUUGUGGCGAUGGCUUCCAGUAGUGAAUCUACAUAUCUAGGUCUUGAUUUAAGUACGCAGCAGUUAAAGGCCGCCGUGUUGGAUGACAAAUUUCAAAUACUUCACGAAACAGCCGUCCAUUUCGAUAAUGACUUACCAGAAUUUAGGACGCACGGUGGUAUUAUUCAAGAUAAGGAAUACCCGGGAUUGGUCACCGCACCUACAUUAAUGUGGGUUAAAGCGGUUGAUAUGUUAAUGGAUCGACUUACAGUUUGUGGAGUUGAUUAUUCGAAAAUUGUUGCCAUUUCCGGAGCGGCACAGCAACACGGUUCCGUUUACUGGAAUAAUGGCGCCGAAAAGAUCUUAAGAAAUUUGAAUUCAUCUCAAUUUUUACAUCAGCAAUUGGCGACCAGCUUUUCGGUAUCGCAAAGUCCAACGUGGAUGGAUUCGAGCACUACCGCUGAGUGUAAGGCACUUGAGGAUGCGGUCGGUGGACCAUUAAAAUUGGCCGAGAUAACUGGAUCGAGAGGAUAUGAGCGUUUUACAGGGCCACAAAUUGCGAAAAUUGUGAAGACAAAACCUGAUGCGUACAAAGCUACAGAGAGAAUAUCACUAAUAAGCAGCUUCCUUUGCUCACUAUUUCUUGGUAAAAUUGCACCUAUCGAUAUUAUGGAAGCGUCUGGCACAAACUUAAUGGAUAUCAAAUCGAAAACUUGGAACGAGACGUUACUGGACAGAUGCGGCCCGAAUCUAAAGUCAAAAUUGGGCGAUACGGUGCCGUCUAAUACCAAACUAGGAAAAAUUGCGCCGUAUUUCGUCGAUCGAUGGGAUUUUAAUCCCGAAUGCGAGAUAAUCGCAUUUACUGGAGACAAUGCCUCCUCCUUGAUCGGCCUGCGACUUAAUCCCGGGUGGUUGGCCGUUAGUUUGGGUACCAGCGAUACUGUCUUCCUAUGGUUGCAAGAACCGCACGUCGUCAUAGACGGGCACAUAUUCUGCAACCCUAUCGAUAAAGAUGCUUAUCUUGGACUCUUAUGUUUUAAAAAUGGCUCGUUGUCACGAGAGCGCAUUAGGAAUAAUUGCACCGAAGGAUCGUGGGAAAUAUUUAACAUGCUCCUUGAUAGUACUCCUAGAGGUAACUUUGGGAAUAUAGGUUUAUACUACGACACUCAAGAAAUCAUUCCAUUUUUAUCUGGUGAUUAUAGGUUUAAUAAAGCAGGAGAUAGAAUUGUUAAAUUUACCAGUUUAGAAGUAGAGGUACGCGCGCUGAUCGAGGGCCAAUUUAUGGCGAAACGGAUGUACGCCGAAGACUUUGGUUUCAAAUUUGGAGAGGACACAAAGUUACUAGCCACCGGGGGUGCUUCUUGCAAUAAAUCAAUUCUUCAAGUCAUGGCCGACGUAUUUAACGCACCUGUUUAUACAUUGAAUGUGUCCAAUUCGGCUACCAUUGGAUCGGCUUAUCACGCAAAGAUUGGUCUAUUAGGAAAUGAAAAGACCUACCAGGAAAUUACAGCUUGUCUUCCAGAACCAGAGCUGGUCUGCACCCCUUACAGCGAUGCGGCAGAUAUAUACGAACCUAUGUUGAAACGGUAUCGUAAUAUUAUACAAAUGCUAGUGAAAACUAGUUGAAAUUCUGGAUUUAGCACAAUUUUUAAUAUUUUUUAAUACGUUCAUAGUUUAUUUUUCUACCAAAAAUGUAACUAAGUAUAAAGUGCAAUAAAAUUGUUCGUGUUU